Messenger RNA from Spirodela intermedia, 1210 nucleotides. Lineage: Eukaryota; Viridiplantae; Streptophyta; Magnoliopsida; Alismatales; Araceae. The record is from the annotation of a GenBank genome assembly.
AUGGGGAAUCUGAAGAACGCCUGCAUUGCCUUCCUCGUCCCGUUUCCUUCUCUCAUCUUCUUCGUUACGUUCCUCCACCGCUACGAUUCCGCCAUCGCGACCUCCGCCCCCGCGGGCGACCUUUGGGAAUGGUGUGCUGGCCAUCCUCUACUCCUCGCCAACCUGCUCUUCUUUGCCAACGUCGACGUGCUCUUCUGGAUCAUCGGCCUGCUCCAGUCCAACAACUGGGUAUCAGUUGCCAUCUAGGGUUUUCUAUUUUCCUUUCCUCUUCAGAUCCGCUGCCUGAGAUGCUAAUCUCGUGCCGGUGGGGCUCUUGAGCAGAUGAUAGAUCUGUACUGGACAGUGAUCCCGGUGAUGCUCGUCCACUAUUACGCCGCCCACCCUCGGGCCGUGGCCGACCCGGCGAGGUCAACGAUAGUGACGGCGCUGACCUGGGCGUGGAGCCUCAGGCUCACCUACAGCUACUUCAGGAGAGAGCAAUGGCAGUGGGGCGCUAGGGAGGAUUGGCGAUAUCACAGCAUGAGGAAGGAUUAUGGCCGUAAUUGGUGGUGGCUCUCCUUCUUCGCCGUCUAUCUCUCCCAGCAGGUAAUCCUCCUCGUCUCAGUCCCUCGCGCCGUGUAGCUGUUUGUCCAAGCGUCAAUCCUCCAGUAGGGUUUCACAUUCUUGCCUUGAAUUUCUGCCAAGGUUUUCUCAGUUGAUGGAGAAUGUUGGGCAUCUCUCUCACAUGUAGGUUUUCCUGAUCGGCAUCUGCCUCCCCAUGUACGCCGUACAUUCAAGCAACAGGCCCUGGGGCGCGUGGGAUUCUCUCGCCGCCGCAGUCUGCAUCGCCGGAAUCACCAUAGCCUACUUCGCCGACACCCAGCUCCACCGCUUCGUGACUAGGAACAGGGCUCUGGAGGAGCUCGGGGCGCCCACCGUGCCAACUCUGGACACCGGCCUUUGGCGGUGCUCCCGCCACCCGAACUACUUCGGGGAACAGCUAUGGUGGUGGGGGCUGUGCCUCUUUGCCCUAAACGUUGGACAAGGGUGGACCUCCAUUGGAGCAGCCAUCAACAGCCUCAGCCUGGUUUACAUCACAGUGCUCGUCGAGCGGCAGAUGCUGAGGAAGAAAUCCAGAACCGAGGCCUACAGAGAAUACCAGAGGACGACUUCUGUCUGGAUUCCCUGGUUCAAGAAGACGGUGAAGGAGACGAAGACUAAGACCAGAUGA